AUGCGUCGCAGGGAUGCAUUUCCCAGCUUCCAUUCGCGAGAUAUCAUCGACCAAGAGAUCCAGCAGCUGUGCGAGCAGUGGCCAGCGAUACUUGAAGAUAACACAAUCAUUCGAAAAGCGCAGGGGCGUUAUCGCAUCAAUGGUCGAGAAGUUGCCGUCUCCUUGCGCAUGCGAGAGGCCACGCGAGAAGAGGAGGAGAGCGUGUCAAAGACUCCGUCCUUGGAGGGAUCUAGGGUGGAAGGGCUGGAGUCGGACGACCUCAUUGUUCGGGAUGGGCCGCUCAAGCAGCCAUUCCUUGACUACGUUUUUGAUACCGGGCAGAAGGAGUCUUACACCAUGGCCGAGCCAGAAAAGGUCGAUGCAGCGAAGCCCGCCCAGUGGUCCAAGCCUUUGGCACCUGACCUAAAGGGCGGUCAGCUGGCAGUCCAGGAUGAUCGACUGGAGGCAAUGGGUAUUGCGUGGAAGACUCUGGCAACCUCAGACGCCCUUGCCCUCAGCGAGUUGCCGCAGAUGCCACUGCCACCUCCGCUGCCCAGAAGCUCUGAGCCUGUUCAGAAUGCUGCAGGCAAGGGCCCAUGCCUGCUGACAAUGGGAUUCUUGGAACGAUAG
This is a messenger RNA of Symbiodinium pilosum, 609 nucleotides long. The record is from the annotation of a GenBank genome assembly. NCBI's taxonomy places the organism in Eukaryota, Dinophyceae, Suessiales, Symbiodiniaceae.